AUCACGAACUAGGAACACAAAUUAUCUCAAUACAUCACUCUGGCACUCUGGUAGAAUAUCAUCAUCCCAUUAUUAGCUUGUGAAUCACAUCUUCCGUGUCACUGUACUAUGAUGACUCACCGUUUGUGAUAUAUAUUUUUGGAGACGUUUGGGAGAAAUUCUAGGAUAUUCUACCUCAAAUAUUCGACUACUUGUCUGAAUCGUGUGGUUGCUUUUAGUUGCUUGUAGUUGCUUGUAGUUGCUUGAAGUUGCUUAUAGUUGCUUGUAGUUGCUUGUAGUUGCUUGUGUUGAGAAUGGUGCAGAACUCGGAUGCACGGAAGAGACUGAGAUUCUCAGACUCCAGAAGCAGGACCCAGGUAGUUGGCAGGAGCAGGGACGAGGGGGCCAUGGGGGGUCAUCACAGCAGACAUUGGACCUUCAGACACGCUCGUACUGUGAGAUUUAACAGCCUUUACAAGAGAACAGAUCAGCCAUGGAUCCAGAAGAACAUUCCGUAUAAGAUAUGCCACACAUUUGUAGCUAACCCUACAUCGAAUAACAACGAUGGGGCCACAUGCUGCUGUGGAGCCGAGGAAAAUGAACACGAACCAGGAUACACUAAAGAUCUGGCAAUAACGGAGUGGAGCCCCGAUCUUCACAUCAGGAGACAUAACGGAACAUGUUUUGGAAAGAUAAAGUUUGUAGAGGAAGACGGGACUCACCAACCGGAUUAUGUCAGAAUCUCAGAUGACAUGUUGAAUAAGAAAUCUGGGACUAUGAGGGUCAUGGAACUGUUGGAGACUAGGUGGAGACUUCCCAAACCUAACCUCCUUAUUUCUGUGACUGGAGGUGCACAGGACUUCCACUGUCCUCCUGAACUAGAGAAGAGGUUUAAAAGGGGUCUCGCUAAAGCAGCUAAAAGUACUGACGCAUGGAUCACCACUGGAGGUACUAACACGGGAGUCAUGAAGCUGGUGGGUGAAGCGGUGAGAGGAACCUCAUUUGGUAGUCAGAUAGUUACGAUAGGGGUAGCAACAUGGGGCAUUAUUAAGAACAGAGAGCAACUGGCCGUGACUAACGAGAGAAAGAUAGUGAAAGAUUACGAAACUAAAGAGUCCCGAAUACGGAGAGGAGCCUUCUUAGAUCCCAACCAUACCCACUUUCUGCUUGUAGACAACGGUAAGCAGUACGAGUAUGGUGGAGAGAUCAAAUUCAGGGCCGCUUUGGAACAGAAAAUAUCUGAGCGAUACCGAGAAGGAAAUUACACUCUGCCUCAGAUUUGUAUUCUUAUUGAAGGUGGUCCUAACUCUAUCAAAACCCUUCUGGAAACCGUCAAACUGGGUAACCCUGGUCUAGUGAUAGCUGGUUCGGGCAGAUCAGCUGAUGUUCUAGCUGAGGCGUAUCGGCUCAGUUCACCCGAGGAGGCCAUCGACAAGAAUGGUGAUAAGAUAACGAUACGAGUGUUAUCAGAAGUCAACACAGAGGAUCUCAAUGUGGUAGUUAGUAAGAAAUUCCCAAAUAUGAGACCGGAAGACAAGGAUAAGAUUCACCGUGAGAUUAUUGAGCUUCUCAGUUACGAUAAAUUGCUAACGAUAUACGAACUCAACGACUCAAAGGAGUUUGAUUUGGCGUUGUUAGCUGCCCUGAUACGGGGAAAUAAGGAAGGGACAUCUUCCUUAGCCUCCAUGAAACUUGCCAUUACGUGGGACCGACCUAACCUCGCUUAUUCUUUAAUCCUUCCUAGUUCAAAGUUCUCCGAGAAAGAAAAGUCUGAUUUGUUGAGGAUUGCUAUAGUUCAGAACAAGCCCGUCUUCAUCAAAAUGAUGCUGGAACAGGACCUCGACAUGAAACAUUUCCUGACUCACGAAAUGUUGGCGAGCCUGUAUAACGAGAUUGAUAACACGGUCGUCUGCUUUAAAACACUCAGGAAAAUGAGCCAAGGAGGAGGAAUAAAAAACAAAGUAAAGGCGAAGCUGUCCCUAAUUCACAUAGGAAUGCUGCUGGAAGAGAUCUUGGAGGGUACCUUUCAGAGUACCUUCACUUGCAAGGAGUUUAAGGAUAACGAACUGGACAUGCAAUCCAAACCUUUUGAGAAUCCUUAUGAUGUGAUGGUUUUCUACGCAGUUUUCGUUGAGUCCCAAGAGAUGGCCAAACUAUUUUGGGAGCGUUCAAGAACACCCAUAGCAACAGGUCUCAUUGCCUGUAAGAUCCUCAAAUUCUUGGCGGAGACACAGAGAAAUAGAUUGAAGAGAGACGAAGAAAAUGAAAGGAAACUUCUCGAAUAUGCCGGCGAGUUUGAAUCUCUGGCUGUUGGUGUUAUGAACCAGACCUUCAAGGAUAGGAAUCACCAGAAGGAACUCUGGAUGGAGGUCCUGCUUAUAAAACACAUGAGUUUAGGUAAUCUGGAUUUGGUACAGUUAGCAUGUACAACAGAAGCUUCAAACUUCAUAGCUCAGGGAGCAGUUCAGACUUUGUUGACCGACAUUUGGUUAGGACAAAUACACGCAGCACAACACUGGGUCAAGAUAUUUAUAGCCGCCUGUAUACCAAUAGCAGGCCCCCUGUUUCUCAUGCGCUACACUAAAAUCGGUGCGAGUUCUGAUCCGGAUUUGGACGGGCAGAACAAAGGUAAAGAGGAUCCCGGACUGAAAGAAAUGGAUACCCAACUUGAGCUAGCCGCCCUGGAGAAUGGCAAAGAAGGCGAAGUCGAGACGGAUGGAGGGCAAAUUCCUGAAGAGAUGAUAAGAAAACGGAAGUUGACCACAUGGGAAAAACUGUUGUAUUUUUACAACGCCCCAUGCGUGAAAUUCCAAUACCACGUGGUGAUGUAUCUCCUUUUCCUCGGUAUUUUCAUCUACACGCUUAUCUUCGCUCGGCCCAACAAAAAGGACGAAUACAAUGAGGAUAAAAAUACCGACGGAGACUGGAUGUCCGGAUCCAAAUACUCCGGAUAUGAGAUAUAUCUUGUGUUGUACGUGAUAUCCACCAUUCCCAUCGAGAUCAUACAGGUCGUGGAACAAGUGCCGAAGACAAUACGGAUGAAACUGUGGCAAUAUUUGCAAGAUUUGUUCAACAUUCUUGACGUUCUUGGAAUAUUUUGUUUCCUGGGUGGAUUCAUUGUUAAGGCUUUUGGUGACAUCACCUUUACAGUACCGACUUCGGGUCCUCUGGAACUCCAGAAUGCUCACCAUUUACUAAUGAUACUGAGUUUCUUGAUGUACAGCGUUCGCUUAAUUCAGUUGUUCAGAAUAAACUCCAACAUGGGUCCUAAGAUCAUCAUGAUUGGCAAGAUGAUGAUUGAUCUGUUCUUCUUUAUCUUUCUCAUGAUAAUUUUCUUGAUCGGAUACGGCGUGUGCGCCCAGGCGUUGAUGAACCCUAACCAAGGGCUACACAACCCUGACUCGAUCAAAUCAAACGGUUCAAUAGUGUGGGAUGUCAUCUUCAGACCCUAUCUUCAUGUGUUCGGAGAACUGGAUCUUGAUGGGAUGUACGAUGAGCUCCAGCGAGGUCACUGUCCCGUUGGAGAUGAAACCUGCGAUGCGGACACUAUUAAACACGACCCCACUGGACAAGUCCACUACUACCUGGUCAUGUGCUUGUUGUUUGUUUACCUGAUGUUUGUCAACAUCCUUCUCAUUAAUCUGCUCAUCGCUAUCUUCUCUAAAUCGUAUGAAGAUAUUCAAGCAGAUUCAGACAUAGUCUGGAAAGUACAGCGAUCCCAGAUGAUCCAAGAGUACAAAGAUUUCCCCAUUUUCCCGCUACCCUUAUCUCUGUUGUACCAUGGUUAUACCUUGGUACUGUUCAUUUUCAAGUCUUGUAUGGGACUCUGCCGAGAAGACUCGUUGGAUGAAGAUAUUGACGAGACAGCAAUAUACCGGGUGAGUAUGAUAGAGGCUGAGAGUAGAGAAGAGUAUCAGUCCAAGAUGGAGGGGGAGGAGGAGAUUUCAACAUCUUCUGCUUACAGAGACUUGAAGAACGAGCUUGAUGCCAUCAAGACCAUGGUAAGACAGGGACCAGCCAGUUCGUCCUCCAAUGGUCAGACCCCAAAUCCCACGAACCUCCCCGACCAACCUCCCCGACCUCCACCAACUGCCAGCAAGCAAGCUAAGAACGGAUCACGCCAGCAGCUUGAUCGAACUAUUUUAUCGCGUUUGACGAAGACUAAACCCCUGAGGGUCCAUAUGGACAGCAGGAAGACCCCCUACCCUGGAUCAGAUGUUAAACGAUUCAUAUUGUCUGAUGAAAAGGUUAGCUGGUUUGUGAGAUAUCCCGAAUACCUCCCGGUGGACUACACAUCCCCUGAAAUAGCCGACCAGACGAGUGAUAUGGUGGAUCCAGCUGAAAUAACCCUCAAAACUAAAAUUCAGUUCAACAAGAUAAACUACUCGACAGUUAAUAACAAACAGUGGACUAUAGACAGGACCAGUCACCAUGGAAAGUACAAUGUUGUGGACGGUAUACCUCAGAACCCUAAAGGAAGGACUGGAGUGAUUGGUAGAGGGUGUUUACAAAGGUGGGGACCCAACCACGCUGCUGAUACUGUCGUCACCAGAUGGCACAGAGACGACAGAGGAGAAAUAAUGAAGAUUGAGGGGCUGCCUGUGCUGGAGUUUGUUGGAAUAUUUAGACAAGCUUUCAACGAGUGGGCUAUACCUGGUGGACGCUGCAAGCCUAACGAGCGGAUAUUCGAAACAAUAAAACGAGAAUUCAGCGAGGAAGCGCUGGCCAAUCUGUCCCGACCAGCCACCGAACAGACCCGUAUCUCUGAAAUGCUGGCGGAGCACUUUAAAUUGGGUAUAACAGUUUACAAGGGCUACGUUGAUGACCCCCGUAACACGGACAAUGCCUGGAUUGAAACCAUUGCUGUCAACUACCACGACAGUACGGGUAAAUCCUUCUCAAAGUUCCCCCUGCAAUCCCGAGCAGGGAUGGAGAGUGGUUCAGUGGGGGUUCAGUGGAUCCCAAUAGAUCAUAAUCUGGACUUGUUUGCCAACCAUGAGUGGAUUAUUGAGAAGGUGUGUUAUCAUCGGGAUGCUUAUAAUCCGAUUACGGAGCCUAAGAGGAAGGAAACCCAAGUUUGGAUGACUGGAUUGUGAGUUUUGUUUGGGUCGCAAGCGAUCGUAUGAAUAUUUGUUUUUACUGUCGGUAUAAUAUCAGGAUAGGAUGCCUAAAGUUGCAAUCGGACUAAAAACGUUUGCAUGUAGAGUUUUUGAGCGGGCAUGAUUGUGCAAAUAGAUUUCAGAGGUAUUUACAUUUAAAGACUGAAAGUAAACACGAUAGAAGUAUGAGGUUGUGAUGCUGAAAGCAAGGAUUUUUAUUUUAUUUUAGAUGAGGCUUAACUCAGAUAGAUUUUUCAUCAGUUUCUUUUUUAACAAAUACGAUUAAGUUUAACAUUGUCAGUUCAAUUUACUUUAGCUUAUAGAACUCCUGUAUUGUGAUUUGUGUUACGCGUGGAUGUUAUUAUCAUCAUCAGAUUCAGUUUUACUUUUUCUUUAAACUUAGCUAGAUUGGUUUAUAUUAGAGUUUUAAACUUUCCUUUUUUACAGAUUUAAAGAUUAGAGUUAGAGUGAUCAUGAUGAAAAUAAAUUAUCAAGCCUAUGUAUGUUUUUACGAGCGUCGUUUAGCUCAAGUUGCAUUAUUAAUUGUAAAUAGUUUUAUCGGUUAUUUUGUAGGCUGUUCAUAUUUUGAGUUAUUAGAUACAUAAUGCAUUCGAACUUGUAACUAUAAA
Messenger RNA from Bolinopsis microptera, 5707 nucleotides. RefSeq names its product transient receptor potential cation channel subfamily M member-like 2. The record is from RefSeq and is a predicted model, not a curated record. Gene Ontology annotation, cellular component: plasma membrane. Bases 294 to 5075 code for a protein of 1593 amino acids. The transcript has 39 exons. Gene Ontology annotation, biological process: metal ion transport; monoatomic cation transmembrane transport. NCBI's taxonomy places the organism in Eukaryota, Metazoa, Ctenophora, Tentaculata, Lobata, Bolinopsidae. Gene Ontology annotation, molecular function: monoatomic cation channel activity.